UACUACAGAUACUUCUGAGAGAUUGUACAUGGCACCUAUUUCUCGGAAAACCACCAGGGCUGCGCAUGCGCUCUGUACCUGUGAAACGCACAAGUGUCGCCACACAGCACAAUAUGACGAAGAUGAUGUCGAAAUGGAGAAGAGCCGAGUGCCGUCAUUGCCCCAAAUCGUCCCGAAAUCCAAACUGGAUCAGCUAUCCAGGAUACCAAUUAACCGCUCCAAGAGCUGGGACCGCCUGGACGAUAGUCCACAAAAGAAUUCCGCCUUUGUAACCUGCGAAGGAAAAGUGAUCGGUGUCCCCACGUCCAAGAGCCUCCCCUCCCUGUCGAACCCGUUCCCCAGAAGGGUUCCGGCAGCCCUUCUGGCGGCCAUCAACGAUCGUCUGGGGUCGGACAUCCACCCCGAAGACACCAUCGUGGUGGAGAUGUCAGCAGAGAACGUCGGCCCGAAGAUGAGGCACGCCUUCACGGUGCAGGAAAUCCGGGAAAUCGUGUCCAAGUUCGAGGAACAGGCUGGCAGGAAGGUCAAGCCCAUCCCUCUAGAGACGGUUCUGGACCCCGAGGAGGAUGAAGAGGGGCCUAUCACGUUCGAGAUUCGACACGGCAAAGAGAAAAACGUCUUCAGGCUGCCAGCAGGCAAGCUGAAGGACAACAAAAAAUGGUUCCUGCAUUACUGCCUGUGGCCAGUCGGUCGUUACGUCCUGUCCAUGGGCCAAGACAGUUCUUUCCCAACGGACGGCAUUCAAUGGGAAGAGAUUCGACUGAGUAACAAAGCCGUGCUUAUGCUGCCUCCGAAUUUCUGGACAUGAAUUUCGGUAGAUAAGAUCCGACAUAGCUAUUUUCCGAAAUUGUACAUAUUUUAAUAUUUUCAUGAAGACUUGCUACUGUGUGCAAAAUGUGAAUCGUUUUGUUGGAUUUAUGUGGCUAAUUUUCAAUAAAAA
Molecule: messenger RNA, 940 nt
Organism: Uloborus diversus
Lineage: Eukaryota; Metazoa; Arthropoda; Arachnida; Araneae; Uloboridae
Exons: 3
Coding region: 29-808 (259 amino acids)
Source: RefSeq, a predicted model, not a curated record